AAUCAAAUCUUUGUUCUGUUUCAGUUUGCACUUUUUUCAAGAAGCCAACGAAAAGUAAAAACAUUAGGAAAAGAGCGAUUGAUGCAGAUGAAGAAGAUGGAGAUUCGAAAAAGCUCUAUUUUACAAAAUCUAAAGAAAGUUGCAAAACCUGAUAGCAAGUUGUACUUUUCGUCUGGACCAGCUAAGAGCUCUACUACGAUUGAAGCUGCUGAGAGACCCGUCUUUCACUACGAUUCAUCCAAGGAGAUCCAGGUUCAAAACGACAGUAGAGCAACAGCUACUCUAGAAACUGAAACUGACUUCAAUCAGGACGCACGAGCUAUCCGUGAGAGAAUCACAAAGCUGAGCGAGAAAGCUGGAGGCUCACACGGGCCAUUAAGAGCUUCUGCUCACAUCAGAGUAUCAGCUAGAUUCGAUUACCAGCCAGAAAUUUGCAAGGAUUACAAAGAAACGGGAUACUGUGGAUAUGGAGAUUCGUGUAAGUUCUUGCAUGACCGUUGGGAUUACAAACCAGGAUGGCAGAUAGAGAAAGAAUGGGAAGAAGCAGAGAAAGUUAGGAAGAGAAAUAAAGCUAUGGGAGUUGAGGAUGAAGACGAUGAGACUAUCGCGGGUGGCCAAGAGGGCCCACUUGGAGACUUGGGAUCUCAGCAGGAAAUGCGAAGGUUGCAACAAGCCGGCCGGCCGAUAGACUCUGCAAUUCUUUCUACAAUCAUCACUUGUUCACGACAAGCUUUCUCAUGUAAGUGGGAUUCACAGAACGGACAAGCCGACUCCAUUGUUUAUAAUUUCGGAUCACAUUCUGGUGGUGCUAUGAAAUUAAGAACUAUUGGUUCCUCUUUGGAUCAUUGCUAUGGCUGGUUUGUGAUGUUACUUGGCUACAAACUCAUGGAGACUUCAAGGUUCUUUGAGCAGUAUUCUUCACUUUUGAUACUUAACAGUUUUAUCAAGCUCAUCUUGGAUUCAAGCCACUCACGGCAAAGAAGAUCUCUCAAGUUCUCAUGGCUAUUGAAGAAGAGGACGACAUGUGAUUCAUUUCUCUAUAAUCCAGUUUAUGAAGAGACUGACAACGAUAGCGACGAAGACGAAAAUGCAUUGCCCUUUGCUUGUUUCAUUUGCAGAGAACCUUUCGUUGAUCCAGUUGUCACCAAAUGCAAGCAUUACUUCUGUGAGCAUUGUGCUUUAAAGCAUCACACGAAGAACAAGAAGUGCUUUGUGUGUAACCAACCAACAAUGGGGAUUUUCAAUGCAGCACAUGAGAUCAAGAAGAGAAUGGCUGAAGAACGGAGUAAAGCUGAACAAGGAUUGUGUCCGGUUCCCAGUAACGUUGAUGUUCGUCGGGUGGGUCCGUGUAUAAAACGGGCGUUGGAGAAAUUAGGAUACUCUGGUCCUCUCACCAUCACUGCCGUUGGCAUACUAACAGACGUCCCUCAUGACUUCCUCAGACAAGUCCAUUCCUCUGGAAUCGCUCUUCAUCACGUUCCCACCGAUAUCUCAGGCCUUGGGUGGGCUGUGCUCAAGUGGACCUGGUAUAAUCAACCUCCGGCUAAUUUAAUGCUCAUAUCGUAUGAGCCAAUCUUCUUGGGCACUCUUGGCAAGCUAGAUGAUAUGGAUUCAGGGGCACCUCAGGAGGACAAGUGCGGCGAGACGGGUGAACCUGCCUUGCUUUGUGAGCAAUGCGGAGUUGCUGUCCAAGGCUUUGAAAAUUUCUCCACGCAUCUCAAGAGUGAAGAACAUGCUCAGGAAGGUCCAUUUGAGUCCACAUCCUUCUACCGCAAGUUUCCCUUUCUCACUUCUUCCACUUUUAUCCCGUUGAGUGAAUUCUCUGAUGCUGCUGUGAUGAAGAAGUAUGCAGUGAAGCCAGAUGCUGAAACUCUUGACAUUGUCAACACUGCCGCUAGGAAAACGGUUACAGUAGUGGUGAAGAUAUAUUGGGGAGAUCCUCGUGAGAAGAUUUGUGCAGCAGCUAAACAGAUUCCUCUCUCAAGCCUUGUGAUGGGUAACAGAGGCCUUGGUGGUCUUAAGAGGAUGAUUAUGGGAAGUGUAAGCAACCAUGUGGUCAACAACGUUGCAUGCCCUGUGACCGUUGCCAAGGCUCACACCUGAGUUUGCUCGCAGAACUCUAAAUAACCAUCGUAUAUUCUAUGAUUUGUGUUUGUGGUCGAAAUUUGUAUUGUUAACUGUUGUGUGACUGGAGUAUUGUUCAUCUGUAUGGGUAAAAAACACUUCACCUUCUAAUAAAUACAGAAUCUUGUG
Messenger RNA from Arabidopsis arenosa, 2253 nucleotides. Lineage: Eukaryota; Viridiplantae; Streptophyta; Magnoliopsida; Brassicales; Brassicaceae. The record is from the annotation of a GenBank genome assembly.